CGCAUGCAUUCUCGGCAAAAUGCGAAUGCUAGUCGAAGCGAAGAUGGGACAAUGAAGUGAUGGCGGCUGCGGAUAACUCGGCGGAAUUUGUUUGCGAUUUUUCUGCUGCUGACUGUGAAUAAGGUAACCGGACGUGUCGGGACAGCAGGCUUCUUGGUCACCGCUUCCCAAUAAACGAGCACAAAUGCUGAAACAGGUGCAGAUGGGGCUUCGCGCGUUUCUCUUGCUCGCCUCCAAAAUAUGGACCUGCAUCUGCUUCUUGUUCAAGAAACAGGUUCGCGCGGUUGCAAAGCACCAGCCCGUCAAGUACGAACUUUUCCCGCUGUCUCCGCUUUCAAGACACAGACUCAGCAUUGUCCGCAGGAAGGUGCUGGUGCUGGACUUGGACGAGACCCUGAUACACUCGCACCACGAUGGAGUCGUCAGACAGACAGUCAAGCCAGGCACUCCACCCGACUUUGUCCUCAAAGUAGUCAUUGAUAGACACCCUGUCCGUUUCUUUGUGCACAAAAGGCCCCACGUUGACUUCUUCCUCGACAUUGUUUCCCAAUGGUAUGAGUUGGUCGUAUUCACGGCCAGUAUGGAAAUUUACGGAGCAGCUGUGGCUGAUAAACUGGACAACUCGCGCGGCAUCCUACAAAGACGCUACUACCGCCAGCACUGCACGCCCGAGUUGGGCAGCUACACCAAGAAUCUUUCUGCCAUCUGCUCAGAUCUCAGCUCCAUUUUCAUACUUGACAACUCACCCGGAGCGUACCGUUCCUAUCCAGACAAUGCGAUUCCCAUCCGUUCGUGGUUCAGUGACCCAUCAGACACGGCACUGCUCAACCUGCUUCCAGUGCUUGACGCCCUGAGGUUCACCCAAGAUGUGCGAAGUGUCCUCAGCAGAAAUCUGCACAUCCAUAGACAGUGGUAGCGCACACAGAUGCAGAGCGUAAGAAGGAGAGUUGGAGAUGUUGAGGAUCCUCAACCAGCAGCGCUGCCGAGUCAUAACUUGCAAGAGACUGUGCUGAGUGUGUGAUUUGGGGAGAUAAAAACGCUACAGACUCCUCCAACUUUGAUGAAAUGUGAUGAUCCUCAUCAAGAUAAAAGAACGAAACCUACUUGUACACAAAAGACAUUACUAUUCAGAGCACAACUUUGAGCUAAAAUUAUAAUGUUCACAUGAGAGAAAAAAGAUGAGCUGAGAUGCAGUUAGCAAGAUAAAUUUAUUCCCCAGUUUUUUCUCCAGGGUUUGAGGAAGUGAGAAAGUAAAAUAGCGGAAUAACAUCCCUGAUGUUAGUUUUCUUGCUCUUUUUAUAAAAGAUAUUAGAAUUUUAACUAAUACUAGCGGGUAAGUGUGACUGUACAUACCUAAUUCUAAAAGUUGUAUCAUAAGUCUCUCGUAAUUUCAUUUUUGAAUGCAUUGUUGGCCAUGAGUUAUUUGUUGACCAACUCUAGGGACUGUUUCGAAUUUUAACUUUUUUGUUUAGCAGCGGCAACAAACAAGUCUCUGCUCACCAAACGAACAACCAACCAACCAACUGCACUUUGAAGCAAUAUUAUGCUAGCAGAUGUUGCUCUGCCUGUGCAAGUACAAAUUAUUAUUUUUUCAUUUAGAAUGAUUGCAAUCGUAGUAUGAGUCUUGCCAUUUGUCCCAAAUGCGUGUUUGCGUAUAACGUAUGUUAAUUAUUUUUCAUUUUCAUUGCUACUGUAGCGUAUGAAAGCGUCUUCUAAGAUUUUGUUUUUUAAGAGUUGAUCUCUUCCAAACAAAGGUUAGUUGUACAAAUUGCAGAUCCGGAAAGAAGUGUUUGUUGCCUUAUGCUAUUAGAAUGAUCACUCACAAUGUCAGACGCUCAUGCAUCUUGAGCGGUUUCUUUUGAGAACAAAAAUGCUAGUCUCUUCACUUUCAAUUUCCAACUCGCAUUUCCUGCUCAGUGUUGAGGGAAUUAAAGCAGUACAUUCAACUCUUACCAACUCGGAAUAUUCGCAAGGUUAUGUUGUGGGGUACGUAAAAUGUGGUUCAAGUAAUUUUACUGUUACGUGUCUCGAAAUUGGUGUCUAGGAACCUCUAAAUCAUGUAACCCCCUGAAGUGUCACCGACCUUAUCAAAAUAAAACUAAUCACAGCUAAACAAUAA
Cloeon dipterum is the source of this 2119-nucleotide messenger RNA. It is a transcript of the gene Dd, whose product is annotated as CTD nuclear envelope phosphatase 1-like protein dullard. The coding region runs from base 185 to 916 and encodes 243 amino acids. The record is from RefSeq and is a predicted model, not a curated record. Gene Ontology annotation, molecular function: phosphoprotein phosphatase activity. Lineage: Eukaryota; Metazoa; Arthropoda; Insecta; Ephemeroptera; Baetidae. The transcript has 6 exons.